AAAUUCCGGAGCUUGUGAAUGCAGCACCGCAAGUAUCGCGAGUUUUCCUGGUUCUUACGGAGGUGGUCACGAUGGGAAAAGCGGAUUUUCUGUCCCCGAAGGCGAUCAGCAACCGGAUAAAAUCCAAAGGCCUCCAGAAGCUGAGGUGGUACUGCCAGAUGUGUCAGAAACAGUGUCGAGACGAGAAUGGCUUCAAGUGUCACUGCAUGUCCGAGUCCCACCAGAGGCAGCUGCUGCUGGCCUCAGAGAACCCCACCAAAUUCAUGGACUUCUUCUCAGACGAGUUCAAGAGCGAGUUCCUGGAGCUGCUCAGGAGACGCUUUGGAACCAAGCGGGUCCACAACAACAUCGUGUAUAACGAGUACAUCAGCCACAGAGAACACGUCCACAUGAACUCCACCCAGUGGGAGACGCUCACCGACUUCACCAAGUGGCUCGGCAGAGAAGGUUUGUGCAAAGUGGACGAGACGCCGAAGGGCUGGUACAUCCAGUACAUCGACCGCGACCCGGAGACCAUCCGGCGCCAGGAGGAGCAGGCCCGGAAGAAGAAGCAGGAGCUGGACGACGAGGAGCGCAGCGCCCGCUUCAUCCAGGAGCAGGUCCGGAGGGGCCAGGGCGGAAAGGAGGAGGCGGAGCCGGUUUACACGGAGCUGCAGCGCGAGAGCGAAGAAGAAAAAGUGGCUUUCAACCUGGGUGCUGCCGUGGCCGGCUCCUCCAAGUCCAGCUCGGUUCUGGGUACCAGCGCUCUGAAGGCCGCAGCCUCGGUCAAACGGAAAGAAACAGCCGCCGGUUCUGACUCCAGAGGGGAGAAGAAGAAGAAAUCGGCUCUGGAGGAGAUCAUUGAGAUGGAGGAGAAGAAGAAGAAGAAGCAGUCCUCCGCCGUCAGAACGGACUACUGGCUGCAGCCCAACAUCGUGGUGAAGAUCGUCACCAAGAAGCUGGGAGACAAGUACCACAAGAAGAAGGCCGUCGUCACGGAGGUGAGGGACAGAUACGGCGGCGUGGUGAAGCUGGUGGACUCCGGGGACAAGCUGAAACUGGACCAGAACCACCUGGAGACGGUCAUCCCCGCUCCAGGUAAACGGGUUCUGAUCCUGAACGGCCCGUACAGAGACACGGAGGCGGUGCUGGAGGGGAUCCACGAGAAGAAGUUCAGCGCCACGCUCACGCUGGACUCGGGUCCGCAGAAGGGGGACAGCGUGGACGUCGCCUACGAAGACUUCUCCAAACUGGCCUAAAAAAGUCUCCGACGGUCCCUGAACGCCUCGUCCAGCCGCGGCGCCGCGGAACUCUACUGUGUCAGAGUUUAUUCCCAGAGCCGCACAAAAAACCACCAGGAGAACAUCAGAACGUCACAAUAUGUGGUUUUUUUUUUUAUUUUUUUAUUAUU
This is a messenger RNA of Fundulus heteroclitus (mummichog), 1390 nucleotides long. RefSeq names its product Kin17 DNA and RNA binding protein (gene kin). The transcript is spliced from 13 exons. The record is from RefSeq and is a predicted model, not a curated record. NCBI's taxonomy places the organism in Eukaryota, Metazoa, Chordata, Actinopteri, Cyprinodontiformes, Fundulidae. Gene Ontology annotation, cellular component: nucleus. Gene Ontology annotation, biological process: DNA damage response; DNA replication. Gene Ontology annotation, molecular function: double-stranded DNA binding. The coding region runs from base 72 to 1238 and encodes 388 amino acids.